GUUAGUUUAUAAGACCAAGUGUAUCAAAACCGAAGUACAGACGAAGACAAUGAGAAUACAAUUACAAGUUCGGCAGCCUUCUUGAUGGCCAAGUUUGUUCACGAAGCAGCUAGAAACAUGUCACAACUUUGCCGGAAAAUUGUUCACAUCAACAUCCGGUUGAGCGUACUCCAAAGGGUUUCGUUUAUCAGGCGGUUCUUUCGAUUCAUUUGGGAUAGGAUUCUUGUCUGUUCCACGGGAAGGGGAAGCGAGUACCGGCGCUUGUCUCGCCGGGGUUCGUUUCCUCCGCCGGAGGCAAUAGAGGCGGGUUUGGGAUUCGAUGAAUCCGCCAUGUCUUGUGGUGGGUAUGAGACGGAUUCAGAUUUGGUGACCUUGAAGAUCAGUCUGUUGGGUGAUGACCAGAUUGGAAAAACAAGUUUUGUGAUAAAAUAUGUAGGAGAUGAGCAGGAAAAGAGCAGCUUGCAGAUGGCAGGAUUAAACUUGAUGGACAAGACUUUAUCUGUUCAAGGUGCCCGGAUUUCACUUAACAUUUGGGAUGUGGGAGGUGACCCCGGAUCACACGACCAAGUUCCAAUCGCUUGUAAAGAUGCAGUAGCAAUUUUGUUCAUGUUCGAUCUUACUAGUCGGAGUACACUAAAUAGUGUUGUCGGAUGGUAUAGUCAAGCAAGAAAGUGGAAUCAGACUGCAAUUCCCAUUCUAAUAGGAACAAAAUUUGAUGAUUUUGUUAGACUUCCUCCGGAUUUGCAGUGGACAAUCGUGACUCAGGCCAGGGCAUAUGCAAGGGCUAUGAAGGCGACCCUUUUCUUUUCAAGCGCAACUCACAACAUAAAUGUGAAUAAGAUUUUCAAAUUUAUCAUGGCCAAGCUCUUUAACUUGCCGUGGAAGGUAGAGCGGAAUCUGACCAUUGGAGAGCCAAUCAUCGACUUCUAAGGCGUAUUCUGCACUGAUCCAGUUGUACAAAGCUGAAAAGAAAACUACAAUCAAAUGUCUUAAUCCCAGCUGAUUGACCCCAGGGCUCACCACCUAGUACUUGUCCACUUUCAUGGUUUUUCAUUUUUUCUUUUCCAUUUUUUAGUUUUUUUUUUCAACUUCUAAAUUUCUAAUUACUAGUUUUACAAUGAAAGGAGGGGGGGCUGUGAAUAGUGGUUGUAGCAGGAUGUUUUCACAAGCAUAGAAAUAGCAAAGAUCUGAGAAUUUUAUUUC
Carya illinoinensis is the source of this 1203-nucleotide messenger RNA. Its product is annotated as septum-promoting GTP-binding protein 1-like. The transcript has 6 exons. The record is from RefSeq and is a predicted model, not a curated record. Gene Ontology annotation, molecular function: GTPase activity; GTP binding. The coding region runs from base 85 to 930 and encodes 281 amino acids. NCBI's taxonomy places the organism in Eukaryota, Viridiplantae, Streptophyta, Magnoliopsida, Fagales, Juglandaceae.